Molecule: messenger RNA, 5401 nt
Organism: Phasianus colchicus (ring-necked pheasant)
Lineage: Eukaryota; Metazoa; Chordata; Aves; Galliformes; Phasianidae
Gene: PGAP6
Product: post-GPI attachment to proteins 6
Cellular component (GO): membrane
Source: RefSeq, a predicted model, not a curated record
GAUGCCGGGAUAGCGCGGGCGGCCAUGGCGCGGGGAGCCGGCCCGGCGCUGCGCCUGCUGCUGCCGCUUCUGCAGCUCCUGGCGCUGCCCGCGGGGCGCGGCAACCGCACCGGCGCCGGCUCCCUGUUCAUCUCCGAGUAUUUCUCACAGAGUGCACAGAGGCUGUCCUUCUACAGCUGGUAUGGGAACGCCAAGGUCUUCCACUUCCACGUGCCAGAAGAUACCGUGCUGCUUCGCUGGCUCCUGCAGGCAUCCAGGGGGAAAGAACCUGAGUGCACCAGCAUGGAGGUCACAGUGCACUUUCGCUAUGGAGCCCCUCCUGUAAUUAAUCCACUGGGCACUCAUUUUCCUGCAAACGCAACCGUCCGUCCCUCCUAUAACAUCAGUAUCACUCUGAGCAGCACAGUGCAAAACACCACCUUUGUGAACAUCACUACCCCUGCUGCAGGAGACUGGUUCAUUGCUGCACAUCUCCCCGAGGCCGCUGGCAGAAUUGAAGUGAAGGGUUUCUCCACUCCAUGCACCUAUAUGUUUCAGGCAGAUAUGUUUGUGCUUAGACUCACUGAUAUACCUGUUCUGGAGCCUGGUGUUGCCAUGCCACAAACCAUCGUCUCACCUGCUAAGCCACUGCAUGUCAAGGUUUUUGUUCCCAAGUACACUGCCAGAAUGUGGUUUGAGCUUCGAAACUGCAUGACAAGUGAGCGGAAAGCAUGCGCUGUGCGGGUAGUGCUGGGCUCAAUCACACUGCCACAGUCCUUCCAGAGGAUCAUCACCUGCACAGGGAAUGUGAACUGCAGUGUAAGCCUGGAUUCACUCCCUUGGGAGAAGUGGUUGCAGAUCAUGGUGGAGAGUCUUGGUACUGCCAAUGCCAGUGUGUCAUUGGAGAUGCUGGCUUCUUUCACAGAUUGUAGACCGGGAAGUACCAGUUCAUUCCUUAACUUCAGCAGCCUAAACCAGAGCCAGGCUGCUUCUGGACCAGGGAGUCCCACUCCAUCUACAGGAAUGGCUUUGCGCAACACUUCUGAUCAGAGGAGUUUCUGCCUCCAGAAUCAGCCUGUUGUUCGUGAGGACCUGGAUGUGGUGUCUGUGCGGUACAGGCUCUUGAAUGGUCCCAGUGUAGCUGUGUACUCCAUCUCCCCAACCCUCCUCGUCCUCAACUUGAACAGUGGCAUGGAUAGCGGGGGUUCCCUUGUGGUGAAUCUCCUCCUUAACAAGACGUCGCUGAGCCAGGCCAAUGCCACUGUGGUUGCAUGUGUGAGUGCUGCUUCGCCGGUGCUGUCUCUCAAUAUCACGCAGAACUGCAGCACAGCUUUCUUCCAGGGCUACCCUCUGAGUCUGAGCACGUCCUCUGCGGAAGCAAUGCUGAUUGUCCUGUACCCACAGACAGAUGACUGGUUCCUUUCCUUACAGCUCAUCUGCCCAAAGGGCCAGAGUGAAUGUAACACCGCAGAAGCCAAAGUGACCGUCAUAGCAUACCUCACCCCCUGCUUCAAUGACUGUGGGCCAUAUGGACAGUGCAGCCUCCUGAGAAGACACGGCUACCUCUAUGCUGGCUGCAGCUGUAAAGCUGGUUGGAGCGGGUGGAGCUGCACAGACGAUACCAAGGCCCAGUCUGUUGGUGCACAGAACCUGGCCACCCUCCUGCUCACGCUGAGUAACCUCAUGUUCCUGCCAGCAAUAGCGGUUGCUGUUUAUCGAUACUACCUGGUGGAGGCCUCAGUCUACACCUACACCAUGUUCUUCUCCACGUUCUACCAUGCAUGUGACCAGCCAGGCAUCGCAGUGAUGUGCAUUAUGGACUACGACACACUACAGUACUGUGACUUCUUGGGCUCUGUGGUGUCCAUCUGGGUGACGAUUUUGUGCAUGUCCCGGGUGAAGAAGAUUCUGAAAUAUGUUCUUUUUGUCCUGGGGUCACUUCUGAUCGCCAUGUCCCUGCAGCUGGAUCGCAGAGGGGUGUGGAACAUGAUGGGUCCCUGCCUGUUUGCCCUCAUCAUCAUGAUCUCAGCAUGGGUUUAUCACGGAGUGAAACGCAGACACUGCUACCCCUCCUCGUGGAAGCGAUGGGUUUUCUACCUCCUCCCAGGGAUCACCUUGGCUUUCAUCGCCAUCUCAGUAUAUGCGUUCAUGGAAACCAAUGAGAACUAUUACUACACUCACAGCAUCUGGCACGUGCUGGUGGCUGGCAGUGUUGCUUUCCUGCUUCCACCUCGGGACAAGCAUAAGAAGCCCUGGGCCUGGUCACAGAAGCUCACAUGUCGCUAUCAGAUCUGCCAGAAUGACCGUGAGGAGCUCUAUGCUGUCACCUGAACUGCUUGGCUCCGUGUCCCAGAGGUGAAGGGCUGGUAAGGUUGCUCUUUGCCAGGCCAGCCUGGGCUGCCCCUCUGUAGCACACGGGCUACCUUAUGUGCUCUUUCACUGUCUGGGGCAGCACAGAUAUCUAGACUGGAUAUAAAGAUGAAGACGGUGGGCUUGUCUUGUGAAGGCAAGUUUGAGGCCCCCUCCGCUUUUCUGCUGGGAUGGGGCAGGCUCUUCGUGGUUCCAAAUCAAGGAGUAGUCUGCCCACCACCUCCCCCAUGGCCCUGGGGGAAAUUGCCAACCCAUCUUCCCUUUCUACUGUAUCAAUAAGGCUUGGGUUCAGCCCAUGCUGCCCAGGAGCCAGAAACUGCAGGACUCUUCCUUGCAUUCACUCUCUUAGCAGAGUUCUGUGGGACAGAGAUUUCCCCUGCUAUCCUGUAAUCAAAAUUUGCUUUGUCAGGAGAAGAACAGACUUCUUCUGCCCCUGACCUAGAGGUAGAUGCUUUUGAGUGCUCUUGGUGCUAAAAGGGAGGAGCUGAUCUCAGCAUGCCCUGGGUCCUUAGUUGCUGUAUCCUAUGUGAGUCUAGAGCCCCUCUCUUUGUGAAACAAAAGUGAUGCUGCUCUUACCUAGUCCUGAUUCUGGAGGGGAUGAACAAGACCCGAACUUGGGCCCUAACUUUAGGAUCAGACUUUCCAAGAAUGUGAAAAAAUUGUGGGCGUAUGCAAGAGCAUCGGAAGCAUCUGCCUCAGAACUGUGAAACACAUAGCAGUGCGAGUUUAGUCUAAGUUUUCCUUUUGUCCCUUUUAGUUCAUCUGGAAGGAGCUAGGCUACUGUACAGUUCCCCUUCCUCUUUUCAUGUUCAGGUAUUUGCUGUCUUCCUUUUUUUUGUGGGUACAGGAGCUCUGCCCAGCCUAACAUAGGUGGCAAUGUCUCUAAGGACUCCAGCAUGGUUGUUGGUGGGCUGUGGCAAUUCACUUGCAAGUUAAAUUAGUUACACUACCCCCAGUUCCUGCACCUUUGGACAGCAAGAGUUCACUCUGUAUCUGUGUUGGGGUCAACCUGUGCUGAGCUGGAACUCAGGGCUCUAGAGCAGCUCCAGCUUGAAGGCAUGCUUCAGUCCUGCAGUCAUCUGAGCACAGUAUGGUCUUAUGGCAGGUUUGUUAAUGUGCUUUGAAAGUGUGCUGCACCCAGCACCUUUCCUGUGCUUGCAUACAGCAUCCAUCACAUUGGAGCUGUGCCACCCCUGCGCUUGGCCAGUUGUGGCUGAGAGGCUGAGAGUGCUGCAGUCACAGCUGCUCUCAGGCCAUUGGCAGUGUCUCAGUCCCUCCAAGAGCCACCUCCAUGAAUUCCCAAGGUAGCUUUAGUCGCUUUGGGGUCAUUUGUCUCACCUUAGCCUUAUUGGAGGGCACUGAGAUGUAAGAAAGCAAGACCAGAAACAGAACUGGCAAUUAGGAAAGUAGUCUUUGCCCAUCCUUAUUAUAUAGAUAAGGGCUCAAAUACAUGGUUCUCUGCCUGUUUAUUCCAGCCAUGGAGGAUGGCUGAGGGAGAACAGCUUAGGACUGUACAAAGGUCUCCUUUCUAUGCUAGAGUUAAGAUAGUUAAGAUGCUGAUGUUCAUGUGUUUUUGUUGCAGCCUGUGGUCUGGCUCUCUGCAAGCUGACUAAUUUCCAUACAACUGUGACCCCAGUAAUUGGUGCAUAUCCUCCCACUCUGGGAUCAAACACCACGUGUGGUGUAUUUAAUCUUUCUAACUGGGGAAGGUGAAGGUUCACAAUGCAUUGCUCCUGGCUGGUGUGUGUACUGCUCAGAACUGGUCUGCAAAGCCAGCUAUCCUUUGGGGAGGAAAGAGCUAUUGACAAAGGAUAACACUUCCAAGUUUAUAGGAAACAUUUAUUUCUUUGCUUUCAGUAGCAGCCAGCAUUCUGCUCAGCUCUGCACUUUAACUUCUUGCAAUUAAUCCAGUCUUUGCCUAAUUGGUCUGCCUCUUAAUCCAGCCUCUGUCUUUGCACCAGGGAAGGAUCAGCCCCAGGCACCAGCGCAUGCUGGGGGUGCCCAGCUGGAAAGGCCCCUGGGGGGUCCUGGUGGACAGCAGGUUGUUCAACAGUCAGCAGUGUGUCCAUGCCAUUAAGAAAGCUGACAGUUCUUGGUUUCAUCAGGCGAGUAGCGCCAGCAGGUCCAGAGAAACGAUCAUUCCCCUCUGCUUAGCACUGAUGAGGCUGUACCUGGAGCGUGGCAUCCAGUUCUGGGUCUUCCAGUGCAACAGAGCCCUGGGUGUACUGGAGACAGUCCAGUCACCAAGAGGCUGAAGGGACUGCAGCACCUCUCUCGGGAGGAGAGGGUGAGAGCUGGGGCUGUGCAGCUGGGGCAGGCUCAGGGGAUCUCAUCCCUGCCCAUAAAUACCUGAAGAGAGGGCACAAAGAGGGCACAGCCGGGCUCCUCUCAGCGACGGCUCUGGGCACAACCCGGAGCACGGCAGCCCCCGUCGGGCAGCACUGCUGUGCUGUGCGAUGCCGGAGCCCUGGCACGGGCUGCCCAAAAGCUGCGGGGUCUCCUCGGAGCUGCGCCCUGCUUUGGGCGGCUCUGCUGGGGCGGCGCAGCGGCAGUGACCCCGAGCUGCCUCCAACCUCAGCCGUGCAGCGACUGCCUGCAGGUGCUCAGGGCCACCCCCGUCCCCCUGUGUUCACUAACACACACACACACACGCAGGGCUCCAGGAUCGUUCCGUCCCCGCACCGGGUGCCCGCAGCCCCCCGCGUCCCGCCGCGCCCGGCGGUGCUGCGCCGCCCGACCGAAGCAAUAAUCCUCCUCCGGCCUUUGGUGCGGUGCUGGAGCCGCGUUGGCCGGGGAGGGCUUUUACCUUCUUUAUUUCGGGUCAAGUCGGAGGAAAUCCGAUUUUCGGUUUUUUUGGGUUGUUUUUUUUUUGUUUUGUUUUUGUUUUUUUGGGUGUUUUUUUUUUUCUUCCUUCGCUGUUCAUACCUGUGAUUAUUUUAUACGGUAAAUUUUAAAGCUUCUGAUUUUAUAAUUUAAUAAACGUAAUGGUAUUUGAGGGCAAGCUCGAAUCGCGCUCUUACUGUGUACGGGGCGUCUGUGAGUACUGGGAGGU